Molecule: messenger RNA, 831 nt
Organism: Trypanosoma cruzi
Lineage: Eukaryota; Euglenozoa; Kinetoplastea; Trypanosomatida; Trypanosomatidae
Exons: 1
Molecular function (GO): protein binding
Source: RefSeq, a predicted model, not a curated record
AUGGAGUUUCUUAAAGAACUCCCCGUAUCGGGGCUGGACGCCCUUAAGAAUAAAUUUCUUCUCUGCGAACACCUUGGCGGUUUGACGGAGGAGGAGUUUGUGGAAGUGUUGCUCCGUGUCUGUGCUGACUACAGUACGGUCAAUUCCCCUACGGAGGCCGAGGUUCGAAGAGUGUUUGCAAGAACCGAUCUUUUGGGGAUUGGCCGCAUUUCUUGGGAAGAGUUCUCCAUGUACGCUAUUGAUUCCCUCCGAAAGCGUGAGCACCGAGUGAUGACUGGGGAGAAGGAAAAUGAGCGUUUUCACCCGUAUCAUGUGGAGCAGCUCCUGUCGAAGGUUCAUGCGGGAUCUGUGAGGGAAAUGCGUGUGUUACCGAAAAUUGGGAAGGUAAUGGUGGUCACCACAAGUAUCGGUGGUUGUUGCACCAUGAAUCUCUGUGGUAUUUCGCGAAACCUCCCCUUGUUUGGUACUAUCCGACAGAAUUCUAAUGUACCUCUUGCGUGGGAUGCACUUCCUCAGGCUGCGGGUGGUUUAUUUUCCAACAGUAUUGUCUGCUCUUACCAUGGGGGGCUUGUGCGAUUGUUUGGCGUCACGAAGCCAAACUGCUUUGAUUGCUACUUGGAGGAAUUCCAGCUGAUGCAUCUGACGGAUACUCAAUCCGCUAUUCAUUGGGUUCCAUUUAUGAACCGUCUUGCGAUGGGUAGCUGUAAAGGCUUGGUGACACUGUGGGAAAUGCAAAAUCAAUCUGUGAUGUUGCGGAAGCGACUCAGUCGGCGCCUCAUUACGAAGAUGCAGAGUCGGAAUCAACUGCUCUAUGUGGCGAGCCUGGAUACC